AUGCUGUCUCCCGUGUCGCCUCCGUCCCUGUCCCUGCCAACGACUCUGAUCAAGAUUCGGAAACGAAUAGGACCAUCACAAGACUCCUUGAUGGUCCCUAAGGUGUCACAGACAGCGACCGGCUAUAUCCAGAAACAGCUGGUCGCCACUUUCGUCAUCGAUGGCCGUUCGUUCGCAAACGAGACAUUUGAUAUAGCUGAGUGUGGCCAUGAUAUCUUUAUCGAUGAUCUUCCUGCCCUCGCCAAGUUCUCCCCGACGAUCCAGCUCUCUCGUCAAGCCCCGCUCUCGGGUCGGAUCGACCCUAAGAUCCAGGCCGACGCUGAGAGGCGGAACCGCCUGCUCGAGAAAGAGGAGAAACGCUACCGGAUCCUCCACAAGAACUGGGGCCGCUCUGAUCAAACUCCUCCGGCCUCUGUCCCGACCCCGUUACCGACUCCGUCUCCGUCGUUUCAGUCCAAGUCUCCGUCUGCCAAGAAGUCUGUCCGUUUUCAGCUCACGACCGCCCCUGCUACCGACUUCGUCUCCGUCGCCUCGAUCCAAGCCUCCGAAGAUCAAGCCCUGAUUAACGCCCUGGUCUGCCAAGUAGAGUCUCACGAGAGAUUCGAACAGUGGAACGAACUCGAACCGUUGAUGCCCGGGAUCCAGUCCAGCUCGAGCCAAGCUCCGGCCUUGACCAGACCGUCCCUAGUGCUCGAACCGUUGCUAAAGUCUCCCGGAUCAAAAGACCUACCAGGGACAAAGCAUUCCGUUCCUCAGGAGAAGACCCUGAGCAUGUUGCUUGUACUUCAUCGAGCCCGAUCCGAGUCCGCACGCCGCUUCUGUCCUCUUCGCUCGAAACCGAACACGACCGCCCGCCGCUUCUGCAUCGACUACCGUUGGAUGAACGAUCAUCUUAAAACUCAACGCUUCACGAAGAUCGAUGUGAUCCAGGCCUUCCACCGUCUCCGCAUGGACCCUGACUCCGAGUAUUUGACCGCCUUUCGCACCCGUUUCGGAACUUUCCGCUGGAAAGUCCUCCCGUUCGGUCUGAAGGUAGGUCCCGCCUGGUUCCAGCAGUUUAUCAACGCGCAGCUUCACGAUCUCCUCGACCGGUGCGCCAGCGCCUACGCAGAUGACGUCCUGAUCUACUCGGAUAAAGAAGAAGACCACUGGAAAGACUGUCAAGAAGUGAUCUGGCGACUCCAUCAGGCAAACCUCCAGGGAGACAUCAAGAAGUCUAGAUUUAACGUGACCAAGGUUGACUACCUCGGCGUUCUGCUUGAAGCCGGUGUGGGCCUUAGUGUCGACCCUCGGAAAGUUCGAUCGAUACAAGACUGGAAGUUUGAGGACCUCCGAGACCGCACCGCGAUCCGAUCAUUCGUUGGCCUAUGCAACUUCAUCCGUGUUUUCUGCUACCACGCCUCUGGAGUGGCAGAACCCUUGAACCGGUUGCUUAAGAAGGAUGUUGCCUUUGUGAUGGGCCCGGAGCAACGCGAAGCAUUUGAUCAACUCAAGCGCCUGGCUAUCGAAGCCCCGGUCCUCGCCUUCUUUAGACCAGAACUGCCGACCCGACUGGAGACCGAUGCCUCCCGGAAUGCCACAGCUGGUGUUCUAUGGCAGGAACAGCCUGAUCAGACCUGGAAGCCCGUUGGAUUCUUCUCUAAGACCAUGACCCCGGCCGAGCGAGCCUACCCAAUCCAAGAUCGAGAGCUCCUCGCCGUCGUACAGAGUCUAGAGCACUUCUACCCAGAGCUCUUAGGCCAGAAGUUCGAUGUGAUCACCGAUCACGAAGCCUUAGUCCAUUUCUCUACGAAGCGCCUGCUCUCGGUACGACAGAUCAGAUGGUCCGACUUUCUCGCCCAGUUCGACAUCCGUUUCCUCUACCGCCCCGGUCGACUGAACGUAGUCGCCGAUGCCCUCUCCAGGAAGACAGCGGAGCUCCCUACCGUAAAGGCCCGGGAAGCCGAGGAACGCACGGUGACCCUGAUCCUCCGGAAAGGCUAG
Messenger RNA from Hirsutella rhossiliensis, 1983 nucleotides. Its product is annotated as reverse transcriptase (RNA-dependent DNA polymerase) domain-containing protein. The record is from RefSeq and is a predicted model, not a curated record. Bases 1 to 1983 code for a protein of 660 amino acids. NCBI's taxonomy places the organism in Eukaryota, Fungi, Ascomycota, Sordariomycetes, Hypocreales, Ophiocordycipitaceae. The transcript has 5 exons.